AUGCAAUUCACCACUCAGCAGCUCCGCGGUGGCGUUCGCUACAAGCCCACUUGUCGCAUCGGUAAUUGGUGCGAGGAGGUCGAACUGAAUGAGCUCAGGAUGAAGGAAUAUGUCUCGAAGAAGGAUAGUGGUGAUCUGCUGGUCAUAUCGAAGCAGCUCAUGCUAGAGCGAGCGCUACAACCCUCGGUGGCGAAAUUCAAAGAGAACGACGGCAUUCUACGGAAUGGCGACACUGUUAUGCUGCGGAAUGCGGCAACGGAGGGAUUCCUCAACGCCAAUGCUGAGGACUUGAUACCCGGCAGAAAGGGACCUGCAUAUGCAGUCACUACUGGGUCCAAUGCCAUCCCAUGCAUUCGCAAUGUGUUCGCCGUUGAGGUUGUGAACGCGGCUAACCCCGAUGCUCCCGUAUGCUACGGCGACGAGGUGAGAUUGGUACUCUCCGGUUUCGUCCCGGACAGGGAUUGCUAUGUGUAUAGCGAAAUGGUAUCUGCGUUGGCGGCCUCCAAGUGCAGUCGUAAACAGGAGGUCGGCGCUGUAGAGGAGCCAGCAGGCAAUACGCGCUGGCAGAUUCUCCAUCCUGACGGAAAGAUGCGCUUCGAAACCGAAGGAAGACCGGUCAGAACGGAUGAGUCUGUUGUGAUCAAGCAUGCUGCGUCGGGGAGCUUCCUGGCAUCCGACAAGAUCAAACAGAUGAAUACCUUUGGUGCCGAAAAUGAAGUGCACGCUCACUGCUACUAUUCUACCAACAAAACACAUAAUAUGAUCUCAGAGAAGAGAGGUGAAAUCACUGGGGACUACGCCCUGAGACGGCACGGCCCUCAAAACAUAUGGGAUUUCGUGGUCCCCUGCAGCCAAGAAGAGGAAGUGUCCAGUAGCUAG
Molecule: messenger RNA, 879 nt
Organism: Perkinsus marinus ATCC 50983
Lineage: Eukaryota; Perkinsozoa; Perkinsida; Perkinsidae
Exons: 9
Coding region: 1-879 (292 amino acids)
Biological process (GO): cilium assembly
Cellular component (GO): motile cilium
Source: RefSeq, a predicted model, not a curated record